CAGCAUGGUCAACAUAGUCGGAGUAGUUUUCCUCUGCGGGCUUUCGCUCAUCAGUGCUGCACAGUUGAAGGACCCAGAAGGAGAUGGAGUCCUGCUGGACUUCCAGAGAGCCAGUCAACUCAGAUCCUUGGGACUGGAGAUUGCUGGACAUUUAAAGGACUUUCCCUUGGAUGACUCAAGCGUCGUGGAGUCCCGAGUCCCGACUCCGGAUGACCUGCAGUGCCUCAGCGAUAUGACUGCGCUAAUGGCGGCCCUACAAAGUGGUCAAUACUGGGCCCUGAAAAUGUUCGAUGCCUGGGGCUCCAUACCCUCGGGCCUGCUUGCCGGCAACAUGUACGACCUUGGAAACUUUGACGAGUGUCUGGGCAUCAGCAAGGAGAUCAUUCCAGGCAGAACCAUCCAGGGGAAGUACUGUUUUCUCUCAGUGUCCCUGGGCCAAGUGCUGGGCGUGAACAGUGCCUUCUUGGGAACCUUCAAGACGGCCACCUGCUUCCCGGCCUCCUGCUCGGCCACCCACAUGAACACGUUUGUGGGUCAAAUGCUGAAACAGCUACUCAACAUCAGCAUUCCCAGCACCGCCCUGAGUAUCAGCGAUAGCAGCUGCCAGACCAGUGAAAGUGAACCCUGGGAUGGACUCACCAUUUUCAUGAUAGUGAUCUUAUCGACUAUGGGCACUUUGGUGGCUUUGUUUACCUUGUGGGACUACUGUCUGGUUAAGAAUCAGGAUCAGCUUCCCGCGAUCGUGAAGAUUUUUUCGGCCAGGGUUAAUUCGCGUGCUCUCUUCCGCGUCGUUCAGGCCAAUUCGAAUCCGAAUGUAAUCGACUGCCUGCAUGGCAUUCGGUGCCUUUCCCUCGUUUGGGUGGUGUUUUGCCAUCAAUAUGUAAUGUCUUUGCUUUCUGCAAAUAUCAACAUUUUCCAUGCUGUUGCGUGGGAGGAGACGCCCUAUGCCAGUUUUAUUCUGCAUGGCUUCUUCUCAGUGGAUUCGUUCUUCGUGCUGGGUGGUCUCUUGGUGGCUCUGAUUGCCUUGCGUUUAAUGGACAGAACUAAGGGCAAACUGAAUGUACCUCUGAUGUAUCUACAUCGCCUAAUCCGCAUUGUUCCCCUUCUGGCGAUGGCCAUUGUGGUCAGUUUGAAACUCAUGCCCCUCAUAACAAGCGGUCCUCUUUUCGCCAGUGGAUACACACAGAAGGCGAUGUGCGAGAGGAGUUGGUAUUGGACCUUGCUCUUCGUGAAUAACUACACAAACGAUAAGUGCCUCGGUCAUUCCUGGUAUCUGGCGGUGGACAUGCAGAUGUUCCUCAUUUCGCCGCUCCUGCUGAUCGCCCUCUACAAAUGGGGCAAGAAGGCGGCUGCUGGUAUAUUCGUGCUCAUUGUGUUGCUGUCUGGCUGUCUUUUCGCCACCAUGAUGGUGAACAAGUACUCAAUGGUGUUUAAGCAAUUCUCCCUAAAUGCCCAGAGGGAUGUGUACUAUCCCACCCACACACAUGCUAUGCCCUGGCUGAUUGGUUUUCUCUUCGGCUACUUCCUGCACUUGAACAGGGGAAGGAAGUUCAAGCUGCACUGGGCAGCCGUUGGCUUGGGAUGGAUUCUUUGCCUGGCCAUGAUCUUCACCUCGAUCUUCGCCCUCUACCCGGCGGCCCAGUGGAGUGGUCCUGCUUUGUCCACUUUGGCGGAGGCCUUCUACUACACCCUCACCCGAGUGGGUUGGUCCAUGGCCCUUUGCUGGGUGAUCUUUGCCUGCAUGCAGGGCUACGGAGGACUGGCCAACAGCUUCCUCUCCUCUCCGCUGUGGCAGCCCCUCUCUAGGCUCUCCUAUUCCGUCUACAUGUGGCACAUGUUCUUCCAGGAAGUGAAUGGCCGCAGCAUGAGGACGAAUUCCUAUUUCUCGGACUACAGAACUAUGCUCAAUUUCUGGUCUACCUUCGGAAUCACCUUGUGUUUUGCCUUUGCAAUGCACCUACUCAUUGAGGCGCCUUUCGGUGGACUCGAUCAUUUCCUGGGACCAAAACGGAAGAGUCCUCCUGUCGUUAAACCGAAGUCACAGAUCGAUGACAAUGGGCCUGUUAACCUGGAAGAGCCUAAAGUGGCGGCGCCUGCACCUGCUGUGUACUAGCUAUCUGCAAUCCUAUUAGUUGUAGUAACUUAUAUUUUGAAUU
This is a messenger RNA of Drosophila takahashii, 2156 nucleotides long. Its product is annotated as nose resistant to fluoxetine protein 6. NCBI's taxonomy places the organism in Eukaryota, Metazoa, Arthropoda, Insecta, Diptera, Drosophilidae. Gene Ontology annotation, molecular function: acyltransferase activity, transferring groups other than amino-acyl groups. The record is from RefSeq and is a predicted model, not a curated record.